AUGACUUCAACUUUGGAUUAAAUAGUUAAAGAUGUAUAAAAAAAUAAAUACUUUUAGGAAUCAUGGGGAUUUUAAGAUGUAAAAAUAGAAAUAUUAAAAUGUCUUAAAGAUUGUGUAUUUUGAAUAGAUUAAACAUCAUAAUGCUACUUUUGGAUAAAUGUUGAAUCAUAUUGGAAUAGCUAAAGUAAUUCUGAAGGAUGGAUGAUUAAUGGAAAUUAACCACUUACUUCAAGUUUAUACAAUUUUAUGUAGAUUGCAGGUGGGUUUGGUAUUCUAUAUACAGGAUACAGAAUAGAGAAAAUAAUAGAACUUUUACCUCCUCAUUUUAUGAUUUAGAUAUAAAAGGUUGGUUAUAAAACAAUAAUUCUAAAUAAAUAUAUGGCCUAUAUUACUUUUUAAAUUUAAGUUAAAUAUUAAGAAAAACAGAUAGUUAAAAGCUUUUCCAGAAAUUGUAUUUAAUAUGAUUAGAAACAUUAUAAAUUUUCAAAUCAAAAUAAUGUAUUAAUUUACCAGGCAACAUUUCUUCGAGAGUAACAAGAUGAAAAAGUUAAUAAUAAGUAUCUCUGGUACAAAAUUAUAAAUUGCUUAAGUAUUUUUUGUUUGGCUUUUUAAGGUUUUAAUUAAUAUUUAAAUAAGAAAUCAAUUGAAAAAACCAAAAGUGAAUUAUUUAUUUUAUAAAUUGAAAUUUGA
Molecule: messenger RNA, 690 nt
Organism: Paramecium primaurelia
Lineage: Eukaryota; Ciliophora; Oligohymenophorea; Peniculida; Parameciidae
Source: the annotation of a GenBank genome assembly